Messenger RNA from Colletotrichum karsti, 1398 nucleotides. RefSeq lists its product as uncharacterized. NCBI's taxonomy places the organism in Eukaryota, Fungi, Ascomycota, Sordariomycetes, Glomerellales, Glomerellaceae. The transcript has a single exon. The coding region runs from base 1 to 1398 and encodes 465 amino acids. The record is from RefSeq and is a predicted model, not a curated record.
AUGAAGUUCACCCACGCAGCCGUCGUCCUCCUUGCCGGUGUCGCCGCCGCGGCACCAACAACCUCUCAAGUUCUUCGCCAGUCCCAGCGCCAGCGCAGGGCCAACGGCAGUGGUGGCAGCGACAUCAUCUCCCAGCUCCAGAACACCUUUGACAGGAAUAACCCCAACGGCACUCCCGCCGCCGCCGGAGACCCGGCCGACCUCAACGGCGAUGGUGUGAUCAACGUUUUCGAGGCCGGCGCGCAGGCCAGCAAGAUGAAGCGCGGCAAGGGCAAGGGCAAGAACCAGCAGGCUGCCGGCGCCGGUGGCAACAACAACAACAAUAACAACAACAAUGAUGCUGCCGACGGAGAGGAUGCUGCUGACGACGCUGCUGGUGCCGGUAACGCUGGUAACGCCGCUGGUGCCGCUGACGGCGCUGCGGACGCGGGCAACGCCAAUGCCGGCAACGCCAACGCCGGCAACGGAGGCAAGAAGAACAAGGCCAACAAGAACGCUGGCAACGCCGGUGCUGGUAACGCUGCUGCCGGUGGUGCUGCCGGAGGUGCUGCUGCCAACAACGGCACCGCGGCCGCUGGUGGUAACGCCGGUAACGCUGGAAACGCUGGAAACGCGAACAACCAGCAGAACGGAAACAAUGAGCAGCAAGGAGACAACCAGGAUGGUGCUCAGAACGGCGGUAACAACCAGAACGGCGGCAACAACAACAAUGACAACGCCGCGGACGCCGGAAACGCUGCUGAUGGUGCUGCCGAUGCCGGAAACGCCAACGGAAACAACCAGCAGAACGGCAACAACCAGAACGGCAACCAGCAACAGGGAAACAACCAGGACGGUGCCGCUGAUGCUGGAAACGCCGGCGCUGGCAACAACGCUGGCAACGCAGGUAACGCAGGCAAGGCUGGUAAAGCUGGUGGAAACCAGAAGAACGCUGGCGGCAACAACAACAACGCCGACAACGCUGCGGAUGCCGGAAACGCUGCUGGCGGUGCUGCCGAUGCUGGAAACGCCAACGGUAACAACCAGCAGGGCAACAACCAGAACGGAAACCAGCAGAACGGCAACAACGAGCAACAGGGAGACAACAAAGAUGCCGAGGAUGCUGCUGGCGGUGCUGCCGAUGCUGGAAACGCCAACAACAACAACCAGCAGAACGGCAACAACGAGCAGCAAGGAAACAACCAGGACGGCCAGGCGGCUGGUGGAAACCAGAAGAACGCUGGUGGCAACAACAACAACGCCGACAAUGCUGCAGAUGGCGAGAACGCUGCGGACGAUGCCGCCGACGGAGCUGCUGCUGGCAACGCUGGCAAUGCUGCUGGAGGCAACGCCAAGUCCAACAAGGCCAACAAGAACGGAGGUGCUCAGGCUCGUCGCUUUCUCCGCCGCGAGUGGUAA